Messenger RNA from Tarenaya hassleriana, 851 nucleotides. Its product is annotated as 15 kDa selenoprotein. Gene Ontology annotation, molecular function: oxidoreductase activity. The record is from RefSeq and is a predicted model, not a curated record. The transcript has 4 exons. NCBI's taxonomy places the organism in Eukaryota, Viridiplantae, Streptophyta, Magnoliopsida, Brassicales, Cleomaceae. Gene Ontology annotation, cellular component: endoplasmic reticulum lumen. The coding region runs from base 56 to 547 and encodes 163 amino acids.
AGAGGGAGAGAGAGACUGAGACCCCUGAGAGAGGGAGAGGAGAGAAAGAAGAGAGAUGGCUCGAGCGCUAUUGACGAUGAUGGUUGUGUUGUCGGCGACAAUGGUGAUGACGAAGACGGUGAUCUCAGCUAAAGAGCAGCUAAGCACGAAGGAAUGCGAGGAUCUGGGAUUCAGUGGUCUCGCUCUCUGCUCCGAUUGCCAUACACUCGCUGAGUAUGUGAAGGACGAAGAGUUGGUGUCUGAUUGCUUGAAAUGUUGCACCGAUGACUCCGAAGAUUCCAUGAGCAAGAUUACAUACUCGGGUGCUAUACUUGAGGUCUGUAUGAGAAAGUUGGUCUUCUAUCCUGAAAUCGUUGCCUUUAUCGAAGAAGAGAAAGAAAAGUUCCCUAGCGUGAUAGUUCAGUAUAUUUUCAACUCACCACCCAAGUUGAUCAUGCUGGAUGAAGAUGGUCAGCACAAGGAAACAAUUAGGAUUGACAACUGGAAACGUGAGCAUAUACUGCAGUUCAUUCGAGAGAAGGUCAAGCCGCCUACUUCAGCAAGCUAGUGCCGCCCCUCGUAUGAAAUGACGGAGAAAGAUGUUCUUCCAUGUCACAUUUAUGAACACGAAACUUGAUUCGAUCAAACAGCUAAUAUAUGGUGAGAUCAGUUUCUCUUUUCUACUAGAUCCCGAACAAUGCAAUCCCCUUUGCAGGUCGUGAACCUUUGCUAUUCGAUUUCCAUGGUUGGUACUUCAUCUGUGAUCCUAUGAAAGAUAUUAUGAAAUGACAUGCUUUGCUGCUUCUUGUGAACAGAACCUAUCAUUCAUGUCAUGCCUUGUCGUAAUGCAAAAUGGUCCUUGUAUGGGUUCA